AUGGUUGUGGAGACCAAGGAAACGUAUCAGACGAUCACGAAGCCGUUCAUCGUUAGCAUCCCUGCAGAGAACAUCGACGAGACGGAGCGUGUCAUCUAUGAAGAUAUGAGUCCGCGAGAUGGAUUCAUUUUGCUGCCUGACUUCAAGUGGUCGGAUCCUUCCAACUUGGAAUCGCUUUACUGCUUGGCCAUCGUGCACGAUCGAUCACUCCGAUCGCUUCGUGAUCUCACGGGCUCACACUUGAAACUGUUGCAAAACGUUCGGUAUCUCGGUGCGCAUGUAUUUUCACUAUCAACCAACAUACUACCAUCUGCACGAACGUUCUCAGGCAAAGCCGUGUUGCUGGACGAUGUGAUCUACAAUUUGUCUGUCAACGGCGACCACUAUAAGAACGCGACUUUGUCCUUCGUGGUCGGCGAGAUGCAGCAUAAACCGCUGUUCGAGCUUUAUCGCGAAAAGAAAAUCAUUUGA
Molecule: messenger RNA, 471 nt
Organism: Phytophthora infestans T30-4
Lineage: Eukaryota; Oomycota; Peronosporomycetes; Peronosporales; Peronosporaceae
Exons: 5
Coding region: 1-471 (156 amino acids)
Biological process (GO): deadenylation-dependent decapping of nuclear-transcribed mRNA
Cellular component (GO): P-body; nucleus
Molecular function (GO): hydrolase activity; RNA 7-methylguanosine cap binding
Source: RefSeq, a predicted model, not a curated record